GUUUACGGUGCAGUCAUCACAAGACUCUCUUUUACCCCUAUCUAAAAGCCAAAAAAGAGACAACGAGUUCCGCUCUAUCUUCUCAGACUCGGAACAAAAACCAGCUUGUGGGUGGUUAGCAAGUAGCAGUAGCAUCGGCAUCAACUAGAAGUCAUCUAUGGUUUGUGCGAUCCCUUGGCAGAGAAGGUUGUGUAACUCAUUCGAGCCAUGGGUUGCUGCCCAUCUUCACUUCUGACCGAGACUCACCCAGAAAAGCAGCAAAAUCAACAACCCCCUUACCAUGUUCACACUCACAACCACAUCCAUACCCAACCACACCCGCCACCUUCUCUGACCGCCGACCCAUCCGCCGCCGGCGUUCCUUCUUUCUCCGAGUUCUCUUUCGCCGACCUCAAAGCAGCCACCAAUAAUUUUAGCUCCGAAUUUAUUGUGUCUGAGAGUGGAGAGAAGGCACCUAACCUUGUAUAUAAAGGUCGCCUCCCCAACCGCCGCUGGAUUGCCGUCAAGAAGUUCACCAAGGCUGCAUGGCCCGAUCCCAAGCAAUUUGUGGAAGAGGCGUCAGGUGUUGGAAAAUUGCGACAUCGCAGGCUUGCUAAUUUGAUUGGCUACUGCUGUGAUGGAGAUGAGAGACUACUUGUUGCAGAAUACAUGCCCAAUGACACUCUCGCUAAGCAUCUUUUCCACUGGGAAAAUCAGACCAUUGAGUGGGCCAUGCGCUUAAGAGUGGGUCUUUCCAUUGCAGAAACUUUAAAUUACUGUAGUUCCGAGGGUCGCCCAUUAUACCAUGAUUUGAAUGCUUAUAGGGUUCUAUUUGAUGAGGAAGGUGAUCCUCGUCUAUCAUGCUUUGGUUUGAUGAAGAACAGUAGGGAUGGAAAAAGUUAUAGCACGAAUCUUGCUUACACACCUCCUGAGUACUUAAGAAAUGGAAGGGUCACUCCUGAAAGUGUCAUUUACAGCUUUGGUACUGUUCUCCUAGACUUGCUAAGUGGAAAACACAUCCCUCCAAGUCAUUUGCAGGCACUUGACAUGAUACAGGGGAAAGCCAACAUGCUUCUCAUGGAUUCACAUUUAGAGGGAAAGUUCUCUAAAGAAGAGGCAGCAGUAGUUGUCAAUCUGGCCUCUAAAUGUUUGCAAUAUGAGCCGAGGGAGCGGCCUGAUACAAAGGAAUUAGUCACAACACUUGCUCCAUUGCAAACAAAACCUGAUGUACCUUCUUAUAUUCUGCUUGGAAUUCCAAAGCAUGAGGAAGCUCCAUCAACCCCACAACGCCCUCUUUCAGCCAUGGGUGAGGCUUGUUCAAGGAUGGACCUCACUGCAAUACAUCAGAUCUUGGUUGCAACACACUACAGAGAUGAUGAAGGGACUAAUGAGUUGUCUUUCCAAGAAUGGACCCAACAGAUGAGGGAUAUGUUGGAAGCAAGGAAGCGUGGAGACUAUGCAUUCCGUGACAAAGAUUUCAAGACAGCAAUUGAAAAUUAUUCACAGUUUAUUGAUGUUGGAACAAUGGUGUCACCAACGGUUUUUGCUCGGCGCAGUCUAUGCUACCUGUUAUGCGAUCAACCAGAUCCUGCGCUGAGAGAUGCAAUGCAAGCGCAAUGUGUUUAUCCAGACUGGCCUGUAGCAUUCUACAUGCAAUCAGUUGCUCUAGCGAAGCUGGACAUGCAAAAGGACGCUGCUGAUAUGUUGAAUGAGGCUGCUGCUUUGGAAGAAAAGAGGCAAAGAGGAGGCAGAGGCGCAUAGUACUGAUCACUUGCAAUUUGCUAUACGUAAUUGAGGUUGCAAAAGUCUGUAUAAAAGCUGAGCUACCCAAUUUAAAUAUUGACUCUACUUGAAUUCAACGUGUGUCUGCUCAGAUAGCACACGUACUUUUGGUUCAUUGACCAGCUCAUAGGAAUUAACUGUUCAUACGCACGCUAAACGGGGAAGGGAAUCUUGGUGAUUUUUCUAUA
Prosopis cineraria is the source of this 1949-nucleotide messenger RNA. RefSeq names its product serine/threonine-protein kinase BSK1. Bases 208 to 1740 code for a protein of 510 amino acids. Gene Ontology annotation, biological process: brassinosteroid mediated signaling pathway; protein phosphorylation. Gene Ontology annotation, molecular function: ATP binding; protein binding; protein kinase activity. The record is from RefSeq and is a predicted model, not a curated record. NCBI's taxonomy places the organism in Eukaryota, Viridiplantae, Streptophyta, Magnoliopsida, Fabales, Fabaceae. The transcript is spliced from 9 exons.